Galeopterus variegatus (Sunda flying lemur) is the source of this 1407-nucleotide messenger RNA. RefSeq names its product proline-serine-threonine phosphatase interacting protein 1 (gene PSTPIP1). Gene Ontology annotation, cellular component: actin filament; plasma membrane; cytoplasm. Gene Ontology annotation, molecular function: actin filament binding. The transcript is spliced from 14 exons. The annotation marks the transcript as partial. Gene Ontology annotation, biological process: actin filament polymerization. The record is from RefSeq and is a predicted model, not a curated record. Lineage: Eukaryota; Metazoa; Chordata; Mammalia; Dermoptera; Cynocephalidae.
UGCAGGGACUUCACGGCCCACACGGGCUACGAGGUGCUGCUGCAGCGGCUGCUGGACGGCAGGAAGAUGUGCAAGGACAUGGAGGAGCUGCUGAGGCAGAGGGCCCAGGCGGAGGAGCGGUACGGAAAGGAGCUGGUGCAGAUCGCCCGGAAGGCAGGCGGCCAGACGGAGAUCCACUCCCUGAGGGCCUCCUUUGAUUCCUUGAAGCAGCAGAUGGAGAACGUGGGCAGCUCACACAUCCAGCUAGCCCUGACCCUGCGCGAGGAGCUGCGGAGCCUCGAGGAGUUCCGCGAGAGGCAGAAGGAGCAGAGGAAGAAGUACGAGGCCAUCAUGGACCGUGUCCAGAAGAGCAAGCUGUCGCUCUACAAGAAGGCCAUGGAGUCCAAGAAGACAUAUGAGCAGAAGUGCCGAGACGCAGAUGACGCUGAGCAGGCCUUUGAGCGCAUUAGCACCAAUGGCCAACAGAAGCAGGUGGAGAAGAGCCAGAACAAAGCCAAGCAGUGCAAGGACUCGGCCACGGAGGCAGAGCGGGUGUACAAGCAAAACAUCGAGCAGCUGGAGAAGGUGCGGGGCGAGUGGGAGCAGGAGCACCGGACCACCUGUGAGGCCUUCCAGCUGCAAGAGUUUGACAGGCUGACCAUUCUCCGCAACUCUCUGUGGGUGCACUGCAAUCAGCUGUCUAUGCAGUGCGUCAAGGACGAUGAGCUCUACGAAGAAGUGCGGCUGACGCUGGAAGGCUGCAGCAUAGAUGCCGACAUCGACGGCUUCAUCCAGGCCAAGAGCACGGGCACCGAGCCCCCAGCUCCGGUGCCCUACCAGAACUACUACGACCGAGAGGUCACCUUGUCUUCCGGAAGCCCUGGCAUACAGCCAUCCUGUGGCAUGAUAAAGAGGUUCUCCGGGCUGCUGCAUGGAAAUCCCAAGACCGCACCGUUGGCAACUCCUGCUGCCUCCACAGAGACCCUGACCCCCGCCCCCGAGCGGAAUGAGGGCGUCUACGCGGCCAUCGCAGCGCAGGAGACGCCGGGAAAGCCCUCGGCGCCCGCCCGGGACUACCGCGCGCUCUAUGACUACACGGCGCAGAAUUCUGACGAGCUAGACAUCUCUGCGGGGGACGUCUUGGAGGUCAUCCUGGAAGGGGAGGAUGGUUGGUGGACAGUGGAACGGAAUGGGCAGCGUGGCUUUGUCCCUGGGUCCUACCUGGAGAAGCUCUGAAGAAGGGACAGCAGCCCCCACCUGGACCUGCCUGGCCUGUGGAGCCAGCAGUGCCCCACCACCAACCAGGCCUUGCUGGGGCACCAGAACUGAGCCUGCCGCCCCCUCUUACCCUCCGGGAUGGGAUGGGUGGUGGUUGCUCCCAGAGGAGCCUUUCCCCUAGGGAAUAAAAGUGCAUACUUUUCUCCCUGG